This is a messenger RNA of Doryrhamphus excisus (bluestripe pipefish), 3156 nucleotides long. RefSeq names its product transmembrane channel like 7 (gene tmc7). Gene Ontology annotation, cellular component: plasma membrane. NCBI's taxonomy places the organism in Eukaryota, Metazoa, Chordata, Actinopteri, Syngnathiformes, Syngnathidae. The record is from RefSeq and is a predicted model, not a curated record. Gene Ontology annotation, molecular function: mechanosensitive monoatomic ion channel activity.
GUUUGGCGACUUUACGCUGCAGGUUUUUUUGUGGGUUAUGUUGUUGUUGUUUUUUAAAUCAAUAAUACGGUUAUAAUUUCUAAGAAAUUCAAGAUCGGAUGCUAAAAUCUGAAUCGAAUGGCAUGUUAAAAGUUCAUGAAGUAAUUUGGUUGUCCCCGCCAAUGAAAAACAAGAAGAAGAGUUCAGGAAGUUGUCGCUUGAAAGAAUGUUUUCUUCCUGAGAAACACGACUGAUCGUCAACACUAUUAAAUACACGCUACUUUUAUAUUUAUCCAAAGUAGCCGAAGACUGUUCUGUUUCGUGUAUAUAUACAUUUUUCAUCAAAGUGGCCAAUGGAGGUUGAUUCAGUGUUCUACACCGAUCGAAGCGGAAGAGUCACCAGCAACCCCUUGCUCGACCAGCUCCCCAGCUACCAGUCCUUGCUGUAUCGCAGGAAGUCGUCAUCUGGUGGCACCAAGCGAAGGAACAGCUCUCGAGCCAGGAUUGGCUCUUCCAACAGUGGCAAAUGGGCUGUGGGUACUCUAAAUAGACAUGGAGAGAAACAGAAGAACCAGAUGGAGCACAGACCAAUCAGAGAACUUACCAAGACCAUUGCUGAGAAACGCAGAGACAAAGAACUACGCCGACAAGAGGAUGGAGCGCUCAAUAGCUGGAGGCAGUGGAGGCAAAGCACCUUUAGGUAUCUGCGCAGGCUGCAAGAUAACAUCCAUGAUUGGAUGACCUCCUUGCAGCUCUGGAGGAGCGACAUCCACCUGAUAGAAGGGAUGUUUGGCACGGGCAUCCUGUCCUACUUUUCUUUCCUGCGCUUCCUUGUCAUGCUCAACCUGAUCAUCUUCACCCUCAUGUUCAGCUUUGUCUUGUUGCCCAUCAUCAUUUCCCCUCACGCUUCAGGAAACAUCACCUACAACCUGGACGAUGGCGGUGUUUGCAGUGUUUAUCCAAGCAGUGCUCGUCGAGGACUUGUCAUCUUUCACCAGCACAUCACUGAUCUGUUGUCGGGGGGAGGCUUUCUUGAACAAACCUAUCUCUUUUAUGGAUACUACAUGGCGGACAAAAUCCACUUCUCCAAGAUCAUCUAUAAUUUGCCCCUAGCCUACCUGCUGGUCACUGUAGCAUAUCUCUUUCUCAGUCUCAUCUGGAUUGUCAAGAGGUCUGCUACCGGUUUCAAACGUAGUCUGGUUCAGGAUGAGGAUCGCUUCCAGAGUUUUUGCAACAAGAUCUUUGCUGGUUGGGACUUCUGUAUUACCAAUGGGAAUGCUGCAAAGUUGAAGAGGAGCAGUCUGCUUUAUGAACUGAAGACUGAUUUGGAGGAAGAGAGGAUCAAACAGAAAAUAGCAGAUCGCACCCGGAAAGAGAAAUGUCGCAUCUAUCUCAUACGCUUCAUCCUCAACCUAUUCGUCAUUGCUGUACUGGCCGGUUGCUUCUACAGUAUUUACAUUGCCACCAUCUUCUCCCAGAAAGCACAGAUGAAGGAGGUCAAGGAGAAUUUCAUCGUGGAUCUCAUCUAUGAGUAUCUGCCGUCAAUUGUUAUCACCGUGGCUAAUUUCAUCACACCCCUCCUUUUCUCUGUCAUCAUCAACUACGAGGACUACUCGCCCGCCUUCGAGAUCCGCUUCACACUCAUCAGGUGUGUAUUCAUGCGACUGACCAGCAUUGGAGUCUUGCUCUUCUCACUGUGGUCUCAGAUCACAACAUGUAAAGAGGAGCCUUGCGUCUGCGGCUACAACCAUUUGCUCUACUCCUGUUGGGAGACACGUGUUGGCCAGGAAAUGUACAAACUCACCAUCUUUGACUUCAUCAUCAUUGUAUCAGUCACCAUCUUUGUGGAGUUUCCCAGAAAGCUGAUAGUGAAGUACUGCAACUGUGGCUUGGCUAAGUGGUGGGGUCAGCAGGAGUUUGGUAUCCCUCAGAACGUUCUCGAGAUUGUCUAUGGCCAGACUAUCUGUUGGAUUGGUACAUUCUACUCCCCGAUGCUGCCUGCCAUCUGCACUAUCAAGUACUUCUUUAUCUUUUACAUCAAGAAGGUGUCACUGAUGAAAAAUUGCCGUCCAGCGACACGUCCAUUCAGAGCAUCGAGUUCCAACUUCUUCUUCCUGGGUGUUCUUCUGAUCGGCCUGAGUUUGGCUUGUGUGCCGGUCAUUGUUAGUGUAGCACAGAUCAACUGUUCCCAGGCAUGUGGACCAUUUGUCAACUACACCACCUCUUGGGAGGUGCUGCCGAGUGCCAUUUCCCAGCUACCCACUUGGCUCCAAACUCUCGUCUCCAUUCUUUCAUCCGAGGCCUUUGCUGUAACCUUUUUUGUUUGUACAUGUCUGGCAAUGUUUUAUGUGAUUGCUCUAGCUGGAGCUCACAAGAGGGUUAUUAAGCAACUAAGGGACCAACUUGCUAUGGAGGGUCGAGACAAGCAUUUCCUGAUCCAGAAGCUUUGCCAGGCCCAAAAGCUCUCAGCUGUCACAUCUCCUGGGUCAAGAAGUCAGCGCUGCUCCAGCAGAAGCAGCCCCAGUUACCACACCAGCUUCUCGAACAAUUUUCCAGAAGGUGUGUUCUUGGCACAUCCACCUCCAGACACUUCUACUCACGUGUGAAGCAGGGACUAAGCAACCAAUACUACACUGGACUGAAAUGCACUCGGGUCAGAUGGAACCAUUUGUUUGUAUGAUGUAUUUUCUCUUUUUUACUGUUUCUUACCUUGAUGGUGUGAAAAUCAAACGUUCAAACUAUUUAAUGCAAUGUUUAUGUAUUUUCUGUCCAAAAUAACCAUUGAUUGUAAAAAGAAAACACUACCAUUGUAUGUUCCUUCUAAGAAGGACUUAAACACUAUAUUGAUAUCGUGUAAUACUAUAUUAAACACUACUACACUAUACUAUAAACACUAUAUUUUGCAUCGACUACUGAUAAUUUUGUGCACUUGACAUGCAUUAAGACUCACUAUAUGGUUUAAAGAAUUUGUAUUUUUACUUUAAUAUCUAUUUUAUUAUUAUACAGUAAUAUAAAGUAGACUAAUGUCAUUUGGAUCAUAAUAAUAGCACUGGUUUUGCAAAUAACUGACGGUACAGUAGUACACAGUUGAAAACAGUAAUUAUUACAACACAUCAUACACUUAUUUAAUGUUACACGGGUUUUUUUCUAUUAUUACUAUUUUGUCUGUUGUAUUAU